This is a messenger RNA of Gopherus flavomarginatus (Mexican gopher tortoise), 6829 nucleotides long. It is a transcript of the gene ST6GALNAC6, whose product is annotated as ST6 N-acetylgalactosaminide alpha-2,6-sialyltransferase 6. Gene Ontology annotation, biological process: oligosaccharide metabolic process; ganglioside biosynthetic process. The record is from RefSeq and is a predicted model, not a curated record. Gene Ontology annotation, molecular function: alpha-N-acetylgalactosaminide alpha-2,6-sialyltransferase activity. Bases 481 to 1452 code for a protein of 323 amino acids. NCBI's taxonomy places the organism in Eukaryota, Metazoa, Chordata, Testudines, Testudinidae. The transcript is spliced from 8 exons.
CGCUGCCCCAGUUUAGCCAGAUAAGAGUAUUUCUGUGAUACCGGCGGAUUAGCAGUGACGCUCGUUUCACUCUGUUUUUCCCAGGCAGAAAGGGGCAGCUGGUUGGGUUUUUCACUCUAGGAGGUUGCAGAGAGCAGAUCGGAUCAGCCCUCCCCUGGGGCAGGGCCCUGGCGGGGGCAGAGAUGUGACAGCGUGAGCCUCAAGAUGGAAGGGCAGCCUGCCAGUGGGAGCUGGGGCCUUCUCACAGUCCCUUGGGGGGCGGGGGGGAGACAAGGAGGAGAGACACCCCGGCCAGCCAGGCUCUCAGCUUUCCUCAGAUGAAAGGUCUUGCCCAGCUGUUCAGGCGAGACCCGGAGAGGAGAGUGGUGAAGGCGCAAACGGACUCGGUGUAGUUGGGAGGCUGAACAUUAAAGAGGAUGAAUCGUGCUUGGUGCUCGAGUUAUCCUGAUGAAGGCUCCGCACUAAGGCUGGCAGAGAGACAUGAGUAACAACACGUUGGGAGGGAGGAAGCCAAGACUCAACGCAAGUAGCCCUGGUGAUCAGCAGGUAUCAGAGAAAUAUGUGAGAGAACAACAGGGCCAGCGCACUGCAAUCUUCGUGGUUCUCUUUGCUUUGAUCAUGCUGCUGAUCAUCUACAGCUCGAACAGUGGGAACGAAGUUUUUCAUUACACUGCCCUGCGGGGGAAAUCCCCCCAUCCCCCCAACUUCCGGAAAUGGGGGGUGAAAAGUGGAUACCUCCCCAUCUAUGGAAACAAGACACUGAAUUCCCAUUGCCACCAGUGUGUGAUCAUCACCAGCUCCAGCCACCUGCUUGGGAGCAAACUGGGCUCAGAGAUCGACCAAUCGGAGUGCGUCAUCCGCAUGAACGACGCCCCCACCACCGGCUACGAGGCAGACGUGGGCAACAGGACCACAAUCCGGGUGGUGGCUCACUCCAGCAUCUACAGGGUGCUGAAGAGGCCACAGGAGUUCGUCAACAAGACCCCGGAGACCAUCCUCAUCUUCUGGGGGCCACCCAGCAAGAUGCAGAAGAGCCUGCUCAAGAUCCUCCAGCACGUCAGCAUGUCCUUCCCCAACUUGUCGGCCUACGUGGUCUCUCCCGGGCGCAUGAAGCAGUUCGACGACUCGUUCCGGGGAGAGACCGGGAAGGACAGGGAGAAGUCCCGGUCGUGGCUGAGCACAGGCUGGUUCACCAUGGUGAUCGCCGUGGAGCUGUGUGACAAGGUGCAUGUUUACGGGAUGGUCCCCCCUAACUACUGCAGCAGGAGACCUCAGCCAGGCAAGAUGGCAUAUCACUACUACGAGCCCAAGGGCCCGGACGAGUGCACCACCUACAUCCACAAUGAGCGCAGCCGCAAGGGCAACCACCACCGCUUCAUCACAGAGAAAUGGGUCUUUGCUAGCUGGGCCAGCCUCUACAACAUCACCUUCUCCCACCCGGCCUGGGACUAGGGGCUCCCCGAGGAGACAUGGAGCCAUUCGAGUGCCCAACCCAGCAGCUGGUGCCAGUAGUGGGAUAACUCCACCUGGAUGGGAAAACAUCUCUUGGAUUAACCCUAUGAGCCAGGCUGGGCUCUGAGGGAGGAGGCCCCGCACUACAGGCUUUCCAGGGCCAGAAGGAUUGGGUGAGGGGAGGAAGGGACUGGGAUGGUGCCAGUGACCUGACCUGCAGUCCCAAGGCUCAGAGAGUCCUGCUACGCACUGGGCACUGCUGGAUUCAUGGUGUCCCCUUCCCCCCCACAGGCCACACACCUAGUGCACAUCACUGGUUCCCUGCUUUGAGGUCACCUCACUCCCUCGCCAGCGAUCAGCUCAGAGGCCCGAGAGUGAGUGGGAACAAUCGCUGGCUGCCCAGAUGGAACGGCUGACCCCUACUUAAUGCUCUGGGUGGCGGCUCUGGUCUCGCCUCUCUUGGCUUCUGGAGAGUGUAUAUCCGAGGUGGGAGGACUGUAACUCUCUCAGCUCUCAACUUGAUACUGAGUACCCGAAAGACUGUAUCUGCUGUACAAUGCAACCCUGCUCCAGGCAGCCUCUGCCUUGGGAAACUGCCCCCUGCGUCUCCAAGUUUCCAGUGAGGCCUAUAAGAGACCAGCCUCAGGGGCGUAAACUUCUCAGGUGGGUCUGAGGCAGGGCUCGAGAGGGGGCAUGAGACACAUUUCAACAGGCUGUCCAAGCACUGACCCCAUAAGUGACAAUGACAGAGCCCCCUCUCCCCUGAUAGCUCUCCGCCCUGCUGCCUGGGGCUGAUCCCUGGUGUGGCUGUUUAAGACAGGGAUGCCCUGUGGGGUGUGGGAGGGAUGUUGUGUUGGGGAGUGUCACGGUCACUGGGAGGGGUGUUUGUGGGGGGAGGGAAGGUGUCACCGUCACAUUGGAUGUGUGUGUCACGGUCACUGGGAGGCAUUGGGAGUGGGGUGUGUGUGUGUGUGUGACAGUCAUUAGGAGGUGUGUUAGGGAACAAGGGGGUAUCAGUCUCAAAAGGGCACCGAUGCCUACAGGGCUUUGUCUUUUCACAGCUGUAGAGGGCACUGGGCAGGGGGUGGAGAGGUCCCUCUGCUCCGCCUCUGGAGUCUUGCUUUGGCAUCACCAGCUGUCCUGGACAAAGCCCAGUCUGAGAGCUGCGCGCCAGGCUGUUUGCUGUCCUAGCUCCCCUUCCGCUGGCUGGCAGGGCUGGCAGCUGGUCCCUGCCCUCCUUUAACUCCACUUGUGAAAUCAAGAUUUGGUGGCAUGUGGCCACGCUGGCUGCCCCCACUGGGCUGGGAGGCCUGGGGCUGUGGUUUAUUUAAGACUCCUCACCUACCCCCCACCCCCCAGCUCUGUCCACAUGGGCUGCGAUGCCUCCUCCACUCCUAGACAGGACACAGCAGUGAUCCCCCAGCUGCAUGGCUGCACGUCCUGCUUUUGUGUCCUUGCUGCAGCCCUGCAGAGACCUUACAGCUGCUGGUGCACCCACUGCCUGUCCUAUCUGUGUGUGGCAAUGGCGCUCCCUGCUGGUGUCCAAGAGGCAGUGCCAUUUGCUAGGCUCACUCUGCAUGGCUUCUCCAUAUCAUUUUCAGGGCAGUUCCUCUUGAAUGUGCUUUCCUGUUGCUGCUUCUGGUACCAUUGGCACCGCCUCCCUACCCCCCAACAUGCACACCUCUUGCCAAUGAAACGUCUGCACAGGGAGAGCAAGUGGCCAUGUGGUAAGAGAGGGCAGCAAUACUGUGGAAGUAGAAAUUAUACCCUCAGCAUCUCAAACCAGGAGCACUUUUCACUGCCUCUCAUGUUCUGUCUGUCUGAUCGCUGUUCAGCCUGGCUGCCUCUGACCCCUGCCACUGGAUCUGUUAUGCCCCAGGUUACUGAGAGCUCCUUAAAUUAAGGCGCUGAGACUCCAUAGUAAACACUGAUCAUGACUGCAUGGGAGAGGUCUCCGCUCCGUGCUUGCUGCACACGGCUUCUGUGUACACGCACUGCUGAGGGAACUGUGUGUGGGUGUCAGACAUGGCUCUGUUCUUAGUGUAGAUCCCCUUAGGCUUGAUCCCUGUUGCCUCAGGGUAGAGUAGGUGUGAAAUGCUCCUGUUAUGGUUUGGAGUUACUCAGUUCUGCGGGAAAUCAUAGGACUGGCAGGGAGCUUGAGAGUCAGCUGGUCCAGUCCCCUGCGCUCAUGGCAGGACUAAGUGUUAUUUAGACCACCCGUGACAGGUGUUUGUCUAACCUGCACUUAAAUGACAGCACAAGGUGUAGGCAAUGCAGAAUCAUGGAUUGAGAUUAAUAGAUUUGGGCCCCUUGUGUUUACUCCCAUGCUCUCCCUCUGUCCUGCUCUCAUAUCCCCAGCCCACCUCUGCCAUUUCUCAUGGUCAUUUUCCCUCUCUGCCUUCCCCAGCAAUUCAGAGGCUGCAUGAAAGGUGCACUUCAGCUUGAGGCCAUCAGCUGCUUUCUAGUCACCCAGCAGGCUGGAUUUUGCCCUCCCUGGUCCUCGGCAAUAGCUGCUGUAAAUCUCCAAGUUACAAAAACAAACACUAUAAAAGCCUGCAGUAUUUUUUUUAACAGCCCAAAACACGGUGGGCCAGAUCCUCACUCAAGCAAAACUCCCGUCUGCAACCAGUGGGACGUUUGUCUGGGGCAGGGCUGCAGGAUUGGGCUCUGGAGUAACCUGACUGUGAACUGGUUACAGUGCAGGGGCCUGACUCUGAUCCCAUGUCCAGGGUGAAUCAGCAGCCAGCCUGCUCAAGCUGAACCAGGGUAAAUGAGGUCAGACUCCAGCCCCGUGUCUGUAGAAUAUGGCAGCAUUUUCUUUGAAAACAAGGGAGAGACUGAUAGAUGUGCUUUAGGAAAAACCAUCAGCUCUGUGCUCCACCUCUAGGGGUUGAAUGGGGGCACACCUCCCCACAGCAGAGAGAUUCUCCACGCAGGUCUGGAGUGGAAUUGUAUCGUGGCUGUGUGAGCUGGGAGCAGAUCCUCCCCACGCUCUGACACCCACAGGUGGGAAUGGCCCUUGUGCAGUUGUCUUGAUCAUGGCUGGUAUUGCAAGAGGUGACUCCCACCCUGCACUUUGGGAGGGGAACCCAUGCAGGAGCGUGAUGGCAAGGAGGUGGGAAGGGGACCUUGAAACUUACAAAUGCCCCUUGGUGGAGAAAAUGCCUUCCCCCCGCAUCCCACAGAAGAUCAGCCAAAUCUAUAUCCACUGAAGGAACAAACUUUGCUCUUGGUUACUACAGUCAAUGGAGAUGCUCUGGAUUUACACCAGUGUGACUGAGCCUCCUGUGACCCCUGAUAUUCAGGACACAGGAAGCAAACUGUGCCCAGCAGUGUGUCACCAGCUGUGACCUUGCUGGGCACCAUGGUGCCUAUUCUACACAUCACUGCCACCCUAGAGGACGUAGCUUUGGAAAAGAUGCCACAGCCAGUGGAGAAGUCCUGGCUACUCUUCCGCACGAAGGCUAUGGAGCUGCUACUUUCCCACCAUAGCCAGGACCUUUAGGGGUGUUCAAAGCAACAUUGUUGAGAUGUUUUUGGGGGGGAGGGAGUGGGUUUUUUUCCCCUGGUCCUUGUAUUUGUAUUGGUUUCCUAAAAUAGUUGUAUUAAUAUAUUUUAAAAACCACUUCACAAGAAGCAGGGUGAGAUAUGGAGGCUUAGAGGCAAACCCAGCUGGGUGCCUGGUACCUGCAGCUCCUCUGAUGGCAGCUUGCUAGUCUGACCCCCAUCUACAUCACUGGGAGUCAUGGGUGCUCAGCACCUGUGUAUGCCAGGCCGUGCCUUCAAAGGGAUCGAAUGCUGUUAGGUGCCUUGCUCCCCUAAUGUGUUUCGGUAAUGUGGAAAGCCUAGCCGUACAUGUUGUACUGUGCUGGCAAAUUCUGCAAAACCCCAUGGGGUUCUGGACAAUGCAGUAAAGGAAGUAGGAUUGAUGCCCUUUUGGUUUGAUUUUCUCUUUGCUGCCUCUCUUAUGUGCUUCUGUAAACAGCUGAUCUGCUUAAACCACUUCACAAAUGAUCCUUUGAACAGAACUGUCAAGUCGCUCGGCUGGGUAGUGCCUAUAAAAAUCAGUCACUCUUGAAUAUAAAGUUGCAUUUAUAAAGGGUUAAUAAAUGAUGAAUAGAAGCCUGUUAUGUACACAGGUAGCAUGAUUAGAAGCACAUCAGUAGAAGGCAUAUGUAUGGUAAUGAGCCCUGGUUAUAAGCAACCUAUUAGGUUCUCUAAUAACAAUGGAUUAGCUAUUUAUGAGAACAUCUGUUAAUCAUUUAUUAACCCUUUAUAAACUGUAAAUGGAACCUGAAUAGAAAGUGUGAUGUAAAAACCUGGAUGGUAACAUAACAGCAUGUGGUUGUACCAUUUAAUGUGAGACGUUUGCUAUAAAAAUAACUCGCAAUGCAAAUAAAUCGGGUGCUGAGGUUUGCUUUUUUUUUUUCUUCUUCACCUCUCUCCAUUGCUUGGGCUGUGGAAGAACUUGGCAAUGCAGUUUCUUCCCCUCCCAGUUCCAUCCUUUCCCAGCUGGCAAGCGGGGCCAUUUUCCAGUGUUUUGAAUGGAUCUCGACACUGCCUCUUGAUUUAACAGUAGCAUUAACCUCUGUGGCACCUUAUCUGACCACAACAUCCUUUUUUAUACAGGAGCUGCACGGAUGGUGUCACAACGGCACGGGGGAAAGCGUUUGUUCAUUUGCUCCUGCUGCUGUGCAAGCAGCCAGAGGAACAUGUGAUGUUUUGCUUGUAGAUCCUCAGAUAGUGACUACUGGCUGUUUUUUUCUUCCUUUUUUAAUCAAGUUUUCAGCCAUGGAGUCAUGGAUUUAAAAAACCAAACACAUGGGGUACUAAGAAUCCAGUUGGCUUAUGUUCAAAUGCAGCCUGACAGGACUCCUGGAUUCUGUUCUUGACGCUGCAGCCUCAGUUUCCCACCGGUCAAUGGGGAGUCAUGAUCAUAAUAGAGCUCACAGGGGCAUUGUGAGGCUUAAUUCACUGUGUGAGAUCCUCACAUACGUGGUGUGCAAAGGUUUCUUAGAGCCUGGUUAGAUUAUACCAAUGUAAAAGUGUUGUUUGUUGAGCCUAGACUACCUGCCAGAGCCCCUUUAAGGGGUUCAGAGUACUGGAAUGCCCAGGCUAAAGGAGCACGAUCGCUCUGUGCCAGAUCCUCAGCUCAGCUAGCCUGGGGGCAGGCCCUCUCUGACUGCAGGUCCCCUCACUCAGCACGGAGGCCCAGAUCCUCGUGAGCUGCUGUGAAGUGUCAACGUAACACAUCUGGUAGCCUGGACCUGUGUUACUGCUUCCUAGGGACCCCCUGUAUCUGGGAUUGUCUGUCAAAUCAGCAAGGAGUGAAUGUUUUGUAACGAUUUGUAAGGGAAUAAAUAUUGCUAUGAUCUUA